Suillus subalutaceus is the source of this 1657-nucleotide messenger RNA. RefSeq lists its product as uncharacterized. Gene Ontology annotation, molecular function: 3'-5' DNA helicase activity; four-way junction helicase activity. NCBI's taxonomy places the organism in Eukaryota, Fungi, Basidiomycota, Agaricomycetes, Boletales, Suillaceae. Gene Ontology annotation, biological process: double-strand break repair via homologous recombination. The coding region runs from base 118 to 1590 and encodes 490 amino acids. Gene Ontology annotation, cellular component: nucleus; cytoplasm; chromosome. The transcript is spliced from 2 exons. The record is from RefSeq and is a predicted model, not a curated record.
AAGCUGUUGAUUUCGUUGUGUAAGGGGACACUUUAACUCAUGUUUUCAAUCCACAGUCGAUUCGUACCGGGAAGUUCAACCACUUGAUUGUUUCACCAGAGCAAUUAUUCAUUUUCAAUGGCCAUCUCCCACGUCUCGCACGACUCAUACGUCAAGAUGGAUCAUUCAUCAAAAAGAAUUAAACGUGUUCAUGUGGACGAAGCACACAAUAUCUAUACAGCAGGACUUCCACAUCAUGGUGAGGAGGCUAUUCGGCCAGCAUACGGCAAGCUUGGGGAGCUUCGUGUGCUACUCAGCAAGGGGACGACAUUUCAGGCACUUUCAGCAACACUACCACCUCAUAUUCUCUCUGCUGUCAAACACGAGCUACUUAUUCCAUCCGACAAUCUUUCAUUGACUCUGUCGACCAAUCGGCCCAAUAUAACUUAUGCCGUUACGCCUCUGAUUGGUGGCCCUCGUAAUUUUCAUAACUUCGAUUGUCUCAUCCCGCUCAACUAUGCAAUACCUAUGAUCAUCCCAAAAACUCUGAUUUUCCACGAUAACGAGUUUGAAGCAGUCAAUGCGGCAGCCUAUAGCAACUCUCGUCUGCCGAAAGCAUUACAGAAUCACGGCGUCGUCAAGCAUUAUCAUAGUAACAUGUCCCCGGAGUACCUCCAACAAACAUACGAGGACUUUGCAUCGGAUAAUGGAAGCUGUCGUAUUCUGCAUGCGACAGCAGCAUCAACAGACCUCAACAUCCGUUGUGUAUCGGUUGUAAUUCAAUAUGGAGUUCCUCGCGACAUGUCGGAGGCAGCGCAACGCAGAGGUCGCGCUGCUUGGGACGAUGGCAUCUUUGGACUGUUUUUAAUGAUGGUCGAACCAUGGGCACUCGAGCUCGAGCUCGAGCUGACUGACAAACAUGAUGAUGAUAAUGACCCCGACAAGCCUUACGCAGGAGUCAUAAAGAAAAACUCGUCAAAACAAGAUCGCACUGGCUGUGCAGUGCUUUGCUACAUCCAGUCAAAGAUGUGCCUCAGGGAGUUUUAUGCAAAAUACCUACGUGAUGAAACUCCUGCUGGUGACAUCGAACAACCACAUCCACUAUUUGACUUCACUGAUGCUUUCCCAUUAGCUCUCCACUACAUAUCGCAAUACUGUUGUGACCGACACAGUCCCAAACAUGACUUUAACCUGUCUCAAUUCUUUCUCGGUCCAAUGUACACUGGAGACAUUGUUGCCACCACCAGCCAGCCAAUGAAGCAUCGCCGAAAUCAGUUAAGAGACAAGAACGAACGCGACCUUCUACACGAGAGGCUUUCUGACUGGCGUGCUCAAGAACAUGCGGUGGAUCCCCUUCGAUCUGUUUGGCCAAUCACAUGGAUUUGUGACGACAAUGACUUGGAGCUUCUUAGCAAGACUCAUCCCAACAAUCUGAGGUCAGCGAGAGACAUAAUCAACAUUCCUCAUGAGACGGAGGAGUGGGGAGAAACCUAUGGUCAAAGGUUGUUCGAAGCGAUCAAUCAAUUCACGAGUGAAAGACAGCAGGCUCGGAAUCUGGAGUCGGUAGCAAAAAGGGCUUGUAUCAGUAGACUGGAUGACAAGCAAGCAUAGAAUGCGACUACUAUUCCUCAGCCACAUUGCUUAGUAGAUCCAAUGACAGUCUUGGAAUUUGAUCCUC